UCAACCUUGGAUGCGAUAGUCGCGCUGCGGAAAAAUAUCUGCACGAUAUUCGUGCUGUCAGAGGAAACGCGAACCUACCAGGCAGACUUCCGUUCGACCAUCGUUCUUUCGUUCUCGACCCGUCAAACCGACCAGAAGGAAAAUGAGAGCUAAGUGGCGUAAGAAGCGUAUGCGUAGGUUGAAGCGUAAGCGCAGAAAGAUGCGUGCACGUUCCAAGUAGGUGCAGCGCCAUCGACCACUAACUGGAACUUUUGACCUACAAGCACACCACUACUGAAACAUGCCGUCUGGGCCCCACAUUGUGGCCCGAAAGUAAUUUUGUAAAAACAGUUUUCACGCAAAACAAGAAAAUGUGCAUUUAAAAUACACUUCCGAAUUUCACGUUUAAAUUGAUUCUAAUAAAUUACUGGAUUUUCACAAAAGUUCCAACUGAAUCAAAUCAUGUGUUCUUAAUAAUAGAGUGGUAGAGAAAAAAGCGGCACCCAGCGUGCUGUUUCAACAUAACCACAUUUGUAUGUCAUCUGUGUGUGUGUAUGUAGCGCACAGAGCACGUUUUGGCUAAAAUGUUACACUAAUUUUUGACAUUCCGAUCAUUUUUAUUCGUGAAAUAUAGAGUAAUUUUUUUCUCAAGCUUGGAAGUUUAUGACACCGUGCCGGCAGAAAACUGGAGAAAGUAAUCGCUUGAAACAAGAAGAUUAGUGAGACAAUCAGAAAUAUGCCUGAUAAUACUCCGCUCGUACAGUUGCUGCAAGCCUUAGGCGGCGGUGUCGCUGGGGGCUUGACUAGGACCUUGGUGCAGCCGUUCGACGUGAUCAAAAUUCGCUUUCAGAUGCAAGUGGAGCCGGUGGGCAAGCACGGAUACGAAUCGAAGUACCAGGGUCUGCUGCACGCCUUUCGUAGCAUAUACAAAGAGGAGGGACUACGGGGAAUCUGGCGUGGUCAUAACUCCGGCCAGGUGCUGAGCAUUACCUAUGCAGUCGUGCAGUUCUGGUCGUACGAGCAGCUUCGAGUCAAGGCCCACAAGAUGCCCUUCUUCGACGACCGACCGCUACUCUUGUACUUUGUAUGCGGGGGAUUGGCCGGAUGUCUGGGCACCGUGGCUGCCCAGCCCUUCGAUGUAAUCCGCACUCAAGUGGUGGCCGCCGAUCCCACCAGCAAGAGGAGUCGCAUGAGCUCCCUGAGAGGUGUACACUUCGUACACUCUACCGAAGGAUUGCGAGGCUUGUCCCGUGGCUUGGUCUUUACCCUGGCGCAGAUCUUUCCGCUAGUAGGUGCCAACUUUCUCAUCUACAAGUACCUGAACGCCCUUGUCCUCUUUAUUGUCAAGAAGUCAAAUCCCGACCACAACAUUCCUGGUCCCUGCCUCUUCGUCAAUGGUGCCCUCGCCGGGGUGUCGUCCAAGUUACUGGUCUAUCCAGCAGAUCUGAUGAAGAAGCGCAUGCAGCUGCACGGUUUUCACCAGGAUCGACAAACGUUCGGUCGGAAUCCCAUUUGUCCGACGGCAAAGCAAUGCUUCAUGACCACCUUAAAGGGUGAGGGCAUCUCCGGCUUUUAUAAGGGGGUUAGCCCCACACUCCUUAAGUCCGGCUUAUCCAGUGCCUUCUACUUCACUUUCUAUGACUACAUUAACCGCUACGUCAUCCAUCCUAUGCAGGACCGGGAAGAGCAGCGUCUGAAGGAAGAGAAGGCCAAGAGCGCCGCACCUAAAAAGGCCGGCUGGACCUAAUAAAGAUGCCCCAUAUGGGUGAGCCAGCACCACACAGUCUCGUUAGCGAGCCCUAAACAUCCUACCGCUGACCCAUAGACAGAAACGAUUAAACACACCGGGAAUGAGUUAAAUUAUUA
Molecule: messenger RNA, 1845 nt
Organism: Drosophila pseudoobscura
Lineage: Eukaryota; Metazoa; Arthropoda; Insecta; Diptera; Drosophilidae
Gene: Tpc2
Product: Thiamine pyrophosphate carrier protein 2
Exons: 4
Coding region: 716-1726 (336 amino acids)
Biological process (GO): transmembrane transport
Molecular function (GO): transmembrane transporter activity
Source: RefSeq, a predicted model, not a curated record